AUGGGCUGUACGAGCUCUAAGCAUGAAUUAUCACAAGAAGAUUUACAAUUUUUAAAAAGUCAUACAACAUAUUCAGAGAAAAAAAUAAAAAAUUGGUACAAAGGUUUUAUGGCCGAUUGUCCAAACGGUGAAUUAACACGUGAGUCAUUUAUUCAAAUUUAUAAACAAUUUUUUCCUAAAGGACGUGCGGAACAUUUUUGUGAGCAUGUCUUUCGUGCAUUUGACUCCGAUAAUAGUGGAAAAAUUGAUUUUAAAGAAUUUUUACAAGCAAUUAAUAUAACAUCUCAAGGAACACCUGAUAAAAAAUUAGACAUGGCUUUUCGUAUGUAUGAUUGUAACGGUGAUGGUUCAAUAGAUGAAACUGAAAUGCGACGAAUUAUUAGUGCUAUUUAUGAAUUGAUAUCUGAUGAAUACGAUCAACGAGAACGGCAAAUUGAAGCUGAUGAACGUGCAAUGAAUAUAUUUCGUAUGAUGGAUAAAAAUUCAGAUGGAAUUUUAACACGAGAAGAAUUUGUUGAUGGUUGUUUAAAUGAUGAACAACUUUAUCAAUUAUUAACUCAAUCGAAUCGUUUUGGUGAUAAUCGUGAAUCACAAUCAUCACUUGACGAUUAA
Molecule: messenger RNA, 612 nt
Organism: Rotaria sp. Silwood2
Lineage: Eukaryota; Metazoa; Rotifera; Eurotatoria; Philodinida; Philodinidae
Source: the annotation of a GenBank genome assembly